This is a messenger RNA of Lentinula edodes (shiitake mushroom), 1617 nucleotides long. RefSeq lists its product as uncharacterized. The transcript is spliced from 7 exons. The record is from RefSeq and is a predicted model, not a curated record. Lineage: Eukaryota; Fungi; Basidiomycota; Agaricomycetes; Agaricales; Omphalotaceae. Gene Ontology annotation, biological process: fatty acid metabolic process. Gene Ontology annotation, molecular function: medium-chain fatty acid-CoA ligase activity. Bases 1 to 1617 code for a protein of 538 amino acids.
AUGGCCUUAUCACUCCUGACUCAUCUUAACAUCCUCAAGGAUAGCAGCGAACGGUUCUCUAAUCGUGCAGUCUUCAAGAUUCCUUCAGAGGAAUCAACAUCUACCGGUAUCCCUCAUUGGGAGACAAUCACAUUCAAGCAAUUCUACGACGACGUGGAAUUAUGUGCAAAAUACUGGGCUCGGGAGCUUGGCUCCAAAGUACCUUCAAAUUCAGUCGUAGGGAUGUGGAUCGGGGGAUUCACAUACUCUGAUGUACUGCACAUAUACGCGGUUUCAAGGGCGGGAUAUAUACCCCAGCUUUUCAGUCUUCGUUUGCCUAACCCAGUUGUCAUUUACGAAUUACUCGCAAAGGCGAACGCGUCGGCUCUUAUCUGCGAUUCAUUAACAUCCGGUUUUAUUGAUGGCAAUUGCCCAAUUCCCGUUUUACAUACGCCAGUAUUCACCGACAUCUACUUCGCUCUAUCCUCAGAACCUGCCCCAUUGUUUCCUGCAUGCGGGCCUUCUGACUGUGCAUUUAUCUUCCACACCAGUGGCUCUACUUCUGGAAGCCCGAAACUGGUGCCCUGCAAUUAUCGGUGGCUAGACGCAGUAGCACGAAAGGCUAGCCAGACAGCCGUACCUCGGGAUUCUAAUCGACAGGAUGUUAGUACCUGGCUUGGAAGCAUGUGUCACAUAGGUCAGACAACUCUGCUUAUCUCUUUGAUGCAGUAUGGAACAUGCAUCAUACAACCAAAGCGAAUUCCCUGUGCAACAGAAGAGCUCAUCGAGAUGAUCAAAUUCGGAAACCUCAAUCGUCUGUGGCAGUUCGCCACCUUCUUCUCCAUACAUCUCAAAGCCGCAAGGAAAGAUCCUGAACUGCUUUCAUUGCUCGUCAGUCUCGAAGAGGUAACGACUUGUGGUAUGGCACUAUCUCAAGAAGAUGAGGCAUUUGCGUAUCAAUCGGGAAUAAAAUUGAAGAAUAUAUUUGGGAGCACAGAAUGUGGAGGGACAACACUUGUGUCAAUCGGAGGCAACGAUCCCACUACCCGCCAUCAUCUUCGCCCCCUCCAGGGUCUAUCAUAUGCCUUUGUCCCUAUAGCAUCUACCGCCGAGGAACAUCAGUCAACAGCUCGCCUAUUCGAAUUUAUCGUUUUGUCGGACUCUGGAGACUGCCCAGACGUAUCUCUACGACAAUCUGACGGUCACUUCCACACCGGAGAUUUAUUCCAAGAAGUAGGACUAGGUAGCUACGUGUUUGCUGGCAGGGACGACGAUUGGAUCAAAACCGAGAACAGCCUGAGAUGUGACACAAAAUCUAUCGAAGACAACGCCCGCGCUAUGUGCGGCACACUCAUAUCAGAGUGUAUUGCCGUUGGCACAGGUCGUCCAUCUCCUACUCUCUUUGUCGAAACGAACUCCGAAUUGGAUGAAUCCAAGUUGAAGAGGGAAAUAUUCCGCAAAAUCCGUCAUUUUCAUUCUAGGAGAUAUAUCCACGAAAGCAUCUUGUCUCCGAGGAUGAUUAUCAUAGUCCCCAAAGGCACUCUACCACGAACCGCUUCGAAGGGUAACAUUCGAAGAAAAGCUGUCGAAGAGGCAUAUAAAUGCCGUCUCGAUGAGCUAUACGCUUCUGGAAAUUAA